CAUCUUUUUGACGCUCCUCAUUUCUCAGUCUGAUUUCAGGAGAAUAGGAAUAGCCCCACUUCUUCUUCUCCUCUACUCACGAGAAGUAUCAAGUCUGUUAGUAAUCCCAAGAACAUUCUGAUUUGGCGUUACUUCUUCUUCUUGGAUUAUUCCUAGGAUUUUGGUUCUGGUUCUUUCAUCUCUGCCGUCAAACGUUUAUCUUCUCACAUUCCUCCGUCCAAAAAACCGUUUCUUGAAAGCUAGGACUUGCGAGUAUUCAAGCUUGAAUUGCCAUAAUGCUUUCGUUCGAGAUGAAUGACAGGAAAAAAAUAGGGCUUGGAUUGACAGGGUUCGGCAUACUUUUCUCAUUUUUGGGAAUUGUUUUCUUCUUUGACAAAGGGCUUCUUGCGAUGGGAAAUAUCCUCUUCUUAUCAGGCUUGAUGUUGACCAUUGGACUGAAAUCAACAAUGCAGUUUUUCAUGAAACGCCAGAAUUAUAAGGGGACAAUCUCUUUUGGCAUUGGUUUCUUUUUGGUCCUCAUUGGAUGGCCUCUCAUGGGCAUGAUCUUGGAGGCAUAUGGUUUCAUUGUGCUUUUCAGUGGGUUUUGGCCUACAUUGGCGGUGUUUCUGCAGAGAAUUCCCAUCCUUGGUUGGAUCUUUCAACAGCCUUUUGUCAUGUCGUUCAUGGAUAAGUACAGAGGUAAAAGGGUGCCAGUCUGAGAAAUGCUGAGUCGACCACAACUGAAACUAAUCCUCUGCGUCUAACAGGCUACAUAAGAUACUUAUGACCCCGGAUACCCAAUGCUGUCAUGUGAUUUGGUUCAAAUUGUUGCUAAUGAAAACCUUUAGUCAAAAGUGAUACCUUAUCUGUAUAAUCACUCUGGUUCUUUCCUUGUUCGGCCGCUCCCACAUUGUUGAUAUCAUGUUACUUACAGGCGCGAUCAGUUAUAGCUUCUUGUAUUGGUAUACGCCAUUAGGGUAAGCAGGGUUGGAUGGCCAAAUUAAGAACUCUUUUCUCUGGGUAAUUUUUUUUUUAGUUUUUUUUUUUCUUUUUUGUUUUACAAUUUUGAUCCGGCAAUCUGUGAUUGCAUUUUUGACGUUCGGGAUUGAGAAAUAGUAGGUGAAACAUUAAAUAUAUGCAAUAUUUCAGUCUGUUGACUGAUAGUUUUAAGCU
Papaver somniferum (opium poppy) is the source of this 1152-nucleotide messenger RNA. Its product is annotated as vesicle transport protein GOT1-like. The transcript has 7 exons. Gene Ontology annotation, biological process: retrograde transport, endosome to Golgi; endoplasmic reticulum to Golgi vesicle-mediated transport. The coding region runs from base 276 to 698 and encodes 140 amino acids. NCBI's taxonomy places the organism in Eukaryota, Viridiplantae, Streptophyta, Magnoliopsida, Ranunculales, Papaveraceae. The record is from RefSeq and is a predicted model, not a curated record.